UCGGCGUGAAUAGUUUUACAAAAUAUGUUAGGCGAUAACAUUUUAGAACUAUAACUAAAACAUUUUACAAGCAAUUUAUAACAAAUAUUUGUUUAUAGUGCAGUUAGUUUAUUGAAAUAUUUUGGGAGGCUACUCACUGAUUAUAUUUAGUGUUUACAUUCCAAUUUAAGGACAGUUUUCUAAAGUACGAAGGAUUUUCAAACAGACUUAAGUAACAUCAUGUCAAGACACUAAAUUAAAACUAUGGAUGAAGUAAAGGCAAAUGGUAAAGAUUUGCCUGAGACUAACGAUAAAAAUAUGGAUAAAACUGGUGGAGAAACAAAGAUAGAAAUGGUCAAUGGUAAAACUGAAGUUGCAGAUAAGGAUGUAAAUAAGGAUAAUACAUUAAAUGACAGUAUAGAAGUUGAGAAUGAUGAAGCAAAUAGAUCCAGCUCACCUCUUGUUUGUGAUUUAGACGAUAACGAAAGAUAUGGUGAUCUGACCAAGUACAAUGAUGAAAAAUCACCGCAAGAUCAUGUAAAAGUAUAUAUAGAGAUGGACAACAAUGAUGAUGGGGACGAUGUCUCGGUGACAGGAAGCUACAUUGAGAGAUUAUAUCCUAACAUGGGACUCAUUGAUGAUGAACACGAACUUAAUAAACCAAGAACCCAACCAGAAAGUCGACUACAUCGAGCACAGUUAAUGGUAAAGGUAGUGGUAGAACAUAUGGCGUUCAGGAUAUUCACGAUACUGCUGAUUCUGGUCGAGUUUAUACUGGUCAUCAUAGAUCUCUCUAUGAAUAGUGACGGUCACAUCAAACAUCUCGAUCACGCCUCACAAAUCAUCAUUGGUUACUUUGUCCUCGAACUUAUCGCUAGAAUAUUCUAUAAAGGAGAGUUAUUCUUUCACUGCUGGAUGGAUAUACUUGAUAUGAUAGUUGUCAUAGCAACCUUUGUCAUUGACCUUGUCCUUAGUAACACCUCAGUACCAAGAUUAGGGGUGAUAGGUCGAGGCAUAAGAAUUUUACGAAUUGUCCGCGGCAUUUACUUAAUAUCUCAACAGAGGAAACAUUUAGCUAUAGCGUCUCGUAGGAUCGUGUCUCAGAACAAACGUAGAUAUGUAAAAGAUGGUUUUGACCUUGAUCUCUGUUAUAUUAUGGAAAGGGUAAUUGCCAUGUCAUUUCCAUCGUCCGGUGUACAGUCUAUGUAUAGAAAUAAUAUUAGAGAGGUUUCUAAAUUUUUUCAAGCAAAACAUAAAGGUCAUUUUAAGCUUUACAACGCAUGUAGUGAACGUGAUUAUGAUACUUCAUAUUUUGAUGAUAGUGUAGAGAGAAUUUAUAUUGAUGAUCACAAUGUGCCAACACUCAGGGAGAUGUUGCGGUUCUGUGAGAGCAUGCAUGAAUAUUUAUCUGAGGAUCCUGAGAAUGUAGUCGCCAUUCAUUGUAAAGGUGGUAAAGGGCGUACAGGAACGUUGAUCUGUACUUGGCUUGUCGAGUGUGGACAGUUUGAAGAAGCUCAGGAUAGUUUAGAUUAUUUUGGUGACAGACGUACAGAUCUGGAUCAUGGUAAAACAUUCCAGGGAGUUGAGACACCAAGUCAGAGUCGGUAUGUUGGAUAUUUUGGUGAAGUCAGAAAUAAAUAUAACGGUGUUCUUCCAAAGGAAAAAUUUAUCCGAAUUACAAAUGUCCGAAUUCAUGCAAUAAAAG
Molecule: messenger RNA, 1684 nt
Organism: Ruditapes philippinarum (Manila clam)
Lineage: Eukaryota; Metazoa; Mollusca; Bivalvia; Venerida; Veneridae
Product: phosphatidylinositol 3,4,5-trisphosphate 3-phosphatase TPTE2-like
Biological process (GO): transmembrane transport; protein dephosphorylation; monoatomic ion transport
Cellular component (GO): membrane; cytosol
Molecular function (GO): phosphatidylinositol-3,4,5-trisphosphate 3-phosphatase activity; protein tyrosine phosphatase activity; monoatomic ion channel activity
Source: RefSeq, a predicted model, not a curated record